UCCAAGGCGAGGAAGGACGCUCUUCUCACCGCUCACGGCUGGGAUUGGAAAAUGGGGGGAUGUUCCCAUCAAUAAAGUAUCGGAUGGCGCCCUGCCUUCCUCGGAAAUCAAUGUAGGACUAAGAGGAUUGGGAAGGAUAUGCUUCUUUGAAAAAAUUGUGAACUGUUUUCCUCCUGGCAUGGAAAGUGGGACCACGAGUUUAUAGGCAAGAGGGAAAAAAUUAAGUAUUUAUUGAACACGUCUCUUUCCUGGACCAGGUAUGGAUCCAGACGAAUGCAAAAUCUCGGUUUGGGUGUGCCGAGAGGAGAAGCUGGUCUCCGGGCUAUCCAAACGCACCACCAGCGCCGAUGUUGUGAAAGUUCUCCUGGAAGAUCAGAACUUGCAGCAAGGUGCGUCCGCGGGGAUGCUGUCCGGCGCGCCACAUUCCUACUGCAUAGUAGAGAAAUGGAGAGGGUUCGAGAGGAUCUUACCCAACAAAACGAAAAUCCUCCGUCUCUGGAGCGCAUGGGGGGAUGAGCAGGAAAACGUGAGGUUUGUGCUGGUGAAAACGGACGCGUCGUUACCGAACAACGGACCAAGGAGUGCUGAGGCGCGCGUCGUUCAGAGCAAGGACAGCCCGUGCGUUUUCAAAGGAGCGCCGCGGGUCACUAUGGCUAUCACCCAGGAAAAGCAACGGCGAAUUGUCAGAAAAGCUUUUCGAAAGUUGGACAAAAUCAACAAAAAGAAAGAAGAGUCUGUGACCAAGGACAAGUCCUCUGUGGAGAAAAUGGAGACCCUGGUGCACUUGGUGAUAUCUCAGGACCACACCAUUCGCCAGCAGAUCCAGAGGGUCACAGAACUAGACAGAGAGAUCGACAGGUACGAGGCUAAAGUACACUUUGACCGAAUUAAAAGACAUGGCGUAAACUAUGUGCAGGACACAUACAUGGUGGACUCGAGUUCGGAAACUGUCUCGAAAGCACAGAAGGACAUCCCGUGCACAGCGGAGGCCAUCGCUCAAUUUGAGGAGUACGCGCGCAGAUGCGAAGAGGUCAUUCGGCUUCAGGAGGAGCUGACUGAGCGCGAGGCGCUCAUGGAGAGCAUCACAGGUGAGAUCCAAGAAGAACUCAACCAAAGGUGGAUGAAACGACGACGGGAUGAGCUCUCGGGCAAAGAUACAGACAGUUUAGCCGACUCUGUGGACUUGAGUACGGCAGCUGCUGCAGCUCCGUCCGCUGGCGCAACCUCCGGGCCCGCGGAGACAGAUGUUGACAGUUUAUCGGAGAACGACUUGGUAGUGGAGGAGGAGAGAAUCAAAACACAGCUAGACACGAGUUUAUACAUCGGUCUCCGUUUGAACACGGAUUUAGAGGCUAUUAGGGGUGAUUUGGACUUAAGCCAGGAGUUAUGGGACGCGAAAGAAAAAGAGCUAACGGCUUUGAUGGCCAAAGUAGACGCAAUGGAUUUAAUGGAGGAGAAACUUACCGAGGUUGUUGAAGAGGAGUCCGUUGUUACCGAGGCUGACAUUUUGCCCUCCCUGGAAAAGAGCGGGUGGGUGGAGCAGGCUCGGGGUCUAUCCAAGACCUGCAACACAAACGACGAGGACUCGGACACCGGCCUAAGCUCAAUGCAUAGUCAAGACUCAGACAAUCCCCCCGUGUGCGAGUCACUGGUUUAACUUGGAUGGAGAACUUAAAUAACUUUAAAGUGUAUGCAAACAACCUACAAACUCAGGGGCAGUGUGAUUCUCCAAGAAUAAUAAACUACUGUAAAUCAGCAUGGACACACAGUAUAGUAGCAAGUCUGUACCCAUUGCCAAUGCACAAAAAAAAGCUAUGAGGAAUUGUGUAUAUUGAAGUACCACCGAUACCUAGUUUGGCUAUAGAUUGACCCAGCUAAUAUUUAAGAUAAUUGAAAAAUUGAUGCUAAAAUGGUGACACGUGUGGAAAGCUAUAGCUAUUGACUCACACAAGUAUUAUUUAUAUAAACAAUGUCUAGACUAGGGAUUUUACGCCGGCACUGAUACAUAACACAGCGGUAGCGCCAUUCAGCGUAUAGCCAUGAACUUAAUUAUGGAAUUAAAGUGUAAAA
Molecule: messenger RNA, 2070 nt
Organism: Osmerus eperlanus (European smelt)
Lineage: Eukaryota; Metazoa; Chordata; Actinopteri; Osmeriformes; Osmeridae
Product: ras association domain-containing protein 10-like
Exons: 1
Coding region: 260-1657 (465 amino acids)
Biological process (GO): signal transduction
Source: RefSeq, a predicted model, not a curated record